CCUCUCGCGCCCAUCAUCGUGAACAGCGUGGCUCAUCAACGGCCCUGCGGCAGCUCGACAAGGCGCCAUGGAGAGCAUCGCCAGAAUGGAUUUCCAUCGCAGCUACGAUGGCCUGCGUCAGAUACGCGACCUCGCACUUCAGCUCACCAAGGAUCUACCCGGCCGAGCGCAUGCAUCCGCGCUCGCGAAGAUCAAGUCUCUCUUCGGCGUUGCGUUUCGGCUCUUCUUGAUCGAUGCGCGAGUCUCGUCACUGUCCCGCACCACGGAUAGGACGAGGACCUAUGACCUCGUUCUCGGCGGGUUUUUUGCAUUCGGGGCUCUAUGGAAUGCCACUAAGCUUCCGCGGAACGCAGCUCUCGCGCCCCUUCUCCGCGAUCUCCCCUCGUCGCUUGUAAAAUGGGCAGCCAUCGUUCAUCCUGUGCGCGCGCCACCUCCAGACGACGAGGAAAAGCGUAUCGUACUGGCGCUCACGGAGUUCUACAUCGUCAUUCUUCAGUCAGACACGCACUAUGCGAAAUCAUUCCUCCACGCGAACCCGGAUAUGGCACCCCAGAUUGUCGAGCUCUGGAUUCGCUUCCCCCAUUCCUACCGGCUGGCUGCGCCACACACCGACUCCGACGUCGACAUCGCAAGCGUCGUGUUCGGGAUCGUGACAGCGAUGUGCCGACUCUACGUUUUGCUCGCGCGACCAGGAAGUAACCCAUCCGAAGAUGAUCGUGCUCUAUUCAUGAACGCUUUGCGUGCUGCUCGCGUCACCAAGCGAGCGCUUUUCGAUGUCAUUGGACCGCAGACGCACUAUCUCGCCAGGUCCGUACCCGACCACAUGCUCAUGCGCGGAGUUUGGCUUCACUACAUCGACAUCGUCUCCGGCUUGGUGCAGCUCCCCGAAUUCCAGCCGUCGAAGAUUCCUCGAGAUAUCAUCCCGUUCGUCAUCAUGGCGGCGGGGGUGCGCCUCGAGAAGAAAGAUUAUAUGUCCACGGCGGAGCUGCUGGUCUUCACGGAUAUUAUCUGCGGCCUUGCUCCCACGAAUCGCCCUCUCGUUCAGGCCAUCAAGUCUGGCGUCUUCGUCGCUCUGUACACUUUGGACCGGGCUCCCGAAGACUUCAGAAUCGAUGUCUCGCCGCUCGUUCGACGCCUCAGUGCGGGGCUAGUACAUGGGAAGGUCCUACGCGCUCUUCGACAUACCUAUGCUCCGGGUAAAGACAUGAAGGACCACUCUGCGGAAGAGAAGCCGACAUGGCGCAGCCUCAUGCGCACAUACGAGAAUUUCGGUCAAAUACACUUCAAUUACUGCACUGAGGGGCUAUGGCGACGCUCUAUUCCUUGUCAGAACUCCACGGGUCAUCAUAACGAGGUAGUGCGAUUUUGCCCAUGCGGCGACGUACUCUACUGCUCCGGGAGCUGCCAGAGGAUGCACUGGGAUCAGUCUCAUGGAUACAAUUGCCAUGUUGACAACGGUCCAUGGGAUCUCAAGGAUUUUAGGUGCAAUAUCACUCUCAGAUGUCGUACUGCUCUGCUGCAUUUCAAAGCGUUACGUCGAGCAGAUGAGGACCGAGAUAGGCGAGCAAAUAACAACGAAAAUCCAGGAAAAGGAGGAGGGCUCGCGUUUUGCUCGAGUAACUAUCGUCUGCAAUUUCGCCAACGUCCUUCCUUCCCCACGCAUUGAGUGUCACUACGAUAUAACCGCAGACCAGCACGCGCAGAUUAGCUCCGAGACGCAGCGUCGUAUCUUUGUUGAAGGGUCCUUGUUAU
Molecule: messenger RNA, 1752 nt
Organism: Schizophyllum commune H4-8
Lineage: Eukaryota; Fungi; Basidiomycota; Agaricomycetes; Agaricales; Schizophyllaceae
Exons: 3
Coding region: 68-1666 (532 amino acids)
Source: RefSeq, a predicted model, not a curated record